This is a messenger RNA of Triticum aestivum (bread wheat), 3201 nucleotides long. RefSeq names its product vegetative cell wall protein gp1-like. Bases 1782 to 2837 code for a protein of 351 amino acids. NCBI's taxonomy places the organism in Eukaryota, Viridiplantae, Streptophyta, Magnoliopsida, Poales, Poaceae. The transcript is spliced from 2 exons. The record is from RefSeq and is a predicted model, not a curated record.
UAGAGAUUUACGAAGGGUGCUGCCUGCAAAAUGAAAGAGCUCUAUUACGCCACCGCAAGUGCGCAACGGGGCUGUGCAGGUUGCAAGCUAAACCCGAUUCCGAUUCCCACACGUGAGGGAAGAGACCAACCGCGGGAACGCCACGCAUCGCCAUCGCCGCAAUCUCCCAAUUCCCACGCACGUCGACCAAUCCCGCCCUUAACCCAAUCGAAUCCGCCAGCAGCAGAGGCCGCGCUUUGCUAGUCUGGCCGCGGUGGCUUUGACCGCGCCCCCGUCCCGCCGCCCAGGAGCACCGCAGAGCUCGCGGUGCCUUUAAUGGCGCUGGAGUCUUCCCUCGCGGUCCGUAGGCCCGUCAUGAAGAGGAUUUAAGCUGCAGGCUCCUCGCUCCGUUCCGUCGCAGCUCACCGCGCGCGUGGUGUUGGUUGAGGCGGGCAUACGACGUCGGAUAUGAAUGGCCGGGCUCGGAGGCCGGCGGCGGCGCACGGCGCGAAGGCCGCCCCGAAGGGCGAUAGGUCAUUUUGUCGGAGUAAUUGACCACGGAUACCCCGAAGACGGCGAGACAAUAAUUCAAGACAUCGGGGCUAGCAAAGCCCAUCAGUCCGACUGCCCGGCCGCUCCUGCCGGCUCCCCGUCCGACUGCUCUGCCUGGCCGGCUGCCGACUGCGCCAACCAGCCGGCUGCCGACUACAACCCGACUCGACACCGACAAGACAUCGACAAGACAGCCACACCGCGGCCAUGCCUGGCCACUAUUGCUGCAUAGGCGUACACUAUUCAUCCAUCACCAUCAACAGUGUGCAGUACCAUCAAUAAUGUAACUUGUCCCCUGGGCAUUAGUAUAUAAAGUGACCGAGAGGAGCAAGCCAUCGGGCCAUGGCCACAAGGCCUCACACAGGCUAGCCAGCUAACUAGCUAUCCAUCCAUCCAUCCAGGAUGAACACACUCCACGCAUACAUGCUAGCUAGCAAGCUAGCUAGCACACACACACACAUCCAUUCAUCCAUCCACCCACGGCCAAGCACACACUUGUGCUCAUAUGCAUAUACGAGGCCAGAUGCCUAUGGCACUGACCUUAGAUACAGCUCCAGGAGCACUCUGUACCAGAUAUACAUACCAGAGAUAUUCAGACAUGCAGGAGUAGGGAUAUUAUCUCUCCGGAGAGCCCCGAACCUGGGUAAACUAGCGCGUGCUACUCGCAUACCCGCUCCCGGUCCUAUCAGCAGCAGUCUUACCCUCACACUAAGCCCUUCUGGCAUCUGUCGCCUCACACCCCCCGGUGAGAAUACCACGACAGUUGGCGCCCACGGUGGUGUGGUACUACUACUAUGCUACCACGCUGCUGCUGGUCUCGCAGUCCGGGCGGGACCAUUUUCGUCUUCACCGCUGCGGCGUCGCGUCGUCUCUCCGGUAGCGCUCGGGGGCUCGACUUCGACCCGACCCCGGAGCGGCCGUGCGGGACGGCGCGUCCUCGCCGUCGGCCUCACCAUUUUCGCCAUCAUCACCGCGGCGUCGCCGUCGUCUCUCCGGUAUCGCUCGGCGGCCCAACAUCGACACGCCCCCGGAGCGGCCGCGAGGGGCGAAGCAUCCUCGCCGUUGGCCUCUUCGUCACCACCGUUGCGACGCCGGCCAUCCGUCCGUGCACGCGCCGCACGCGGGGCCUCGCUUCGGUCGGCCGUGUCCAUCCACGCGCUGCUCGCGUCUGCUUCCCUCCGCGUUACGCCUUGCUCCGGCCGAAACACGCGCAUUCGCUCAUCCACAUGCCAUCUUUGCAAGCGAGCUAGAUGCAAGUCAACAAUGGUCAAACUUUGGCCAUACACCAUCCAUACACCACCCAAAAAAUCUUUCGGAUGAAAGUCAGAUACGCCCCAGACUUCGGUCAGAUGCUAGAUGGGCAAUGGUCAGAUAAUGGCUAUUCUCUGCUCAGAUGCAAGUCAGACCAUGGUUGUACUCGUACGCCAGCUCGCCUGCCUUCUUCUCCGUCCGCGCAAGCUCCGCUCCACCAGCGGCGGCGGCCGGCCUCGCCUCCUCCGCCCACGGCGGCCUCCGACGAGCCGGCCAGUCUCUCCACCUCCUCGCCUGCGGCUCCACCUGCUCCGCCCGUCGUCGCCUCCCGCGUGCCGCUUGGCCGCACCCCAUCGCUGGCUCCAGUUGCCAGCACCGGGGCCGCCUCGUCGCCCGCGCCGCCGCCUUGCUCCGUCCACCCGAGCCCCAAGCUCGGACUCCCAUCGUCGGUGCCGCUUGGCCCUGCUUCCGGCCUCUCCGCGCCGGCUCCUCCCCGCCGGGUGCUCCGCGUCGGGUCCUCUCUGCCGGCUCCGGCUUCCUGCAACACGGACUCCUCCGUCCGUGUCGCCCUUGGCCGACUACCGCGCCGCGCCUGGCCGCUCCGGCUGCUCCGUCUGCCCGCCCGCGCCCGCGUCGGCUUGCCCCGUCGCCACCUCCGCCACUCCGGCUGGCCUGGCGCUGUCCCGCGCCGACAGCAGCUCUGCUGCCUCGCGCCGCUCCCGCCUGGCUGCAGGCCCGCGUGCCGGCUCCGGUCGCCGUUAGCCGGCUCCGCCACGACGGCUCCCCCGUCCGGUCGCCUCCGCCCACGGCCACCUGCCGUCCGAUCCGGCUCGACCUCCACGCCGGCUGCCCCAGGCAGAAAGAACAGAAGAGGGAGACGGCUCCCCAUCCCGUCCAGAAGAAAAGUCAAGGGCCGGCUGAGGAAAAAAGAGAGAAAGAAAGAAAGUGUGUGUGCAUCCAGCUGCCCAGACCCGGCUGUAGAAAACGCCGGGUGCCCACGGCCGACUGGCGAGAAAAAAAUGUGUGUGUGCAUCCGGCUACCCAGAGCCGGGUGAAGAAAAGGCCGGGUGCCCACGGCCGACUGGCAGAAAAAAAAUUGAGUUCGGGUGGAAAAAAGAGGCCGGCUGCCCACGCUGGCUAAGAGAAAAGUAAGGCCGGGUGCCCAGCCGGCUGACUAAAAAAAGAGUGGCCGACUGCCCCAAAAAGCAGAAAGAAAGAAAGAGAUGCGGGCCGACUGCUCCCAUCAACACGGACACAAGGGCGAAACAUCCGGCUGCCCGUUGCCAACAGACGGACAAAGAGAAGAAGAAAAAAAGUAUCAACUUCAACAAAGAAGACAAAGUAGUUGCCGGGAGAUCCGGCCCGACUGCUCAGCAGUCGGCCUGAGUCUCGGGGGCUACACCCAGCGGGUACGCUGAC